UCAUGUAGUGCACGGGAUAAAGUUUGCAUGGUCCGGAAUGCGCGAGACCAAAUUCGUCUAUUGGUUGGGUCAACAAUAGUUAUCGUUGUAUUGAGUUUUAGGCACCACCAGCAUCACUAGUACCACUAGUACCACGCAAACGAGGAAACCGAAGUUACGACGGGCUUGUUUGUCUGCAUUCUGCAGGGAAUGUCUCACAAGGAGAGACCCACUUUCUACCGACAGGAGCUCAACAAGACGAUAUGGGAGGUCCCGGAGCGGUACCAGACCCUGUCCCCGGUCGGCUCGGGAGCCUACGGAUCCGUCUGCUCGUCGUAUGACGUGAAGUCGGGGCUGAAGAUUGCGGUGAAGAAGCUGUCGAGACCGUUCCAGUCCAUCAUCCACGCUAAGAGGACCUACAGAGAACUACGACUCCUCAAACACAUGAAACACGAGAAUGUGAUUGGCCUGUUGGAUGUGUUUACGCCCGCUACCAGCCUAGAGGAGUUCAACGAUGUGUACCUGGUGACCCACCUGAUGGGAGCGGACCUCAACAAUAUCGUCAAGUGUCAGAAACUGACGGACGACCACGUUCAGUUCCUCAUAUACCAGAUCCUCCGGGGUCUCAAGUAUAUCCAUUCAGCAGACAUCAUCCACAGAGAUCUGAAGCCCAGUAACUUGGCAGUGAAUGAGGACUGUGAGCUCAAGAUCCUGGACUUUGGUCUGGCGAGACACACUGAUGAUGAGAUGACGGGUUACGUAGCAACCAGGUGGUACCGCGCCCCAGAGAUCAUGCUGAACUGGAUGCACUACAACAUGACAGUUGACAUCUGGUCGGUGGGCUGCAUCAUGGCGGAGCUGCUAACCGGAAGGACGUUAUUCCCCGGCACCGACCAUAUUAACCAGCUGCAGCAGAUCAUGAGGCUGACAGGAACGCCCCCGGCCUCUGUCAUUAGCCGGAUGCCCAGCCACGAGGCCAGAAACUACAUUAACUCCCUUCCCCAGAUGCCCAAGAGGAACUUUGCUGAUGUGUUCAUUGGCGCUAACCCACUAGCGGUGGAUCUGUUAGAGAAGAUGUUGGUUCUGGACACUGAUAAGCGGAUCACAGCGUCAGAGGCCCUGGCCCACCCCUACUUCUCCCAGUACCACGACCCAGACGAUGAACCAGAGUCUGAGCCAUACGACCAGAGCUUUGAGAGCCGUCAGCUGGAGAUAGAGGAGUGGAAAAGGUUGACCUAUGAGGAGGUUUGCAGCUUCGAGACCCCGCCAUUCGACGGAGACGAGAUGGAGUCCUGAGGGAACUAGGGUGACGUCGUUGAUAAUCUCGCCUUCUUUUCCUUCUCUUAUG
This is a messenger RNA of Salmo salar (Atlantic salmon), 1327 nucleotides long. RefSeq names its product mitogen activated protein kinase p38a (gene p38a). Gene Ontology annotation, molecular function: ATP binding; MAP kinase activity. Gene Ontology annotation, biological process: protein phosphorylation. Lineage: Eukaryota; Metazoa; Chordata; Actinopteri; Salmoniformes; Salmonidae. The record is from RefSeq and is marked provisional.